AUGGCUACGUCUAUAAUCAAAUUGCACACUUUCUCCGGGGCCGGGGACAACCAGCCUCCUUGCUUUCUUCUCCAAGUUGACGAUUUCUAUUGCCUUCUUGAUUGCGGUUGCCUGGAGGACAAUCCUCCCUCAUUUUUAAAGGAACUAUCAAAAUGGGUGAAAAUGAUCGACGCGGUUUUAAUAACCCACCCAAGUAUGCGCCAUCUGGGCCUUCUGCCUGUGUUGGUGGGAAAAUAUGGUCUGAAAUGUCCAAUUUACACCACCACACCCGUUUACAAACUCGGUCAACUCGUGUUGUAUGACGCAUACCAAUCGCGGUACGUUUCCGGGGAGUCCUCUUCCUUUUCUUUGGACGAUAUUGAUGCUGCCUUUGAACUCAUUGUUCAAGUUAAGUACCAGCAGACAAUUAAUCUUCAAGGAAGAGGUCAUGGACUUAGUGUCACGCCACUUCCCUCCGGCCAUAUGCUCGGAGGAACAAUAUGGAAGCUCAUAAAGGACGAAACGGACAUAAUUUACGCGAUUGACUUCAAUCACAAGAAGGGUAGGCACUUGAACGGUGCAACAUUUGAUGCAUGCAUACGCCCCCGUCUCCUGAUAAUUGACGUAUCGAAUGCCCUCUAUGCUCAAGACUCUGGAUUUAUGGCGUACGGAUUAGCUAUGCUGACCCACGUUGCCUAUAACGUAUUCGAUGCUUCCAAGUCACUUGUGGAGUGGAUGUCUGACAAAAUAGUGCGAACGUUCGAGGAUCAACGCAGUAAUCCAUUCCACUUGCGACACUUACAGCUUUGUCAUACCCUUGACGAACUUGACUUUGUCCCUGAGCCGAAGGUUAUUCUCGCCUCCGAAGCGGACCUUCGCAGUGGUUUUUCCCGACUCCUUUUCACCGAGUGGGCUGACUCUGAUCUAAAUACUGUCAUUGUGACAUCGCGCAACGGUGAUUUUCGUCAGGCCGAAGAUCUUUCCGAGUUCUUUUCCCCUGUAGGACCAGGCCUCAGUUUGGGCCGUCGCCUCAUUGGCCUAGCCAAUAAUGAACCCUGGGCUCGCGUCGGCGUGCCAACCGGUGCUAAUGGUGCCUUGAUGUUGCCUUUUACCUUCUCCCAAAGAGUCGUCGUGGAAUGCCCACCUGAAGCUACGGCCCCUGAACCAGCCUCCUCGUUGAAUGACUCCAGUCUCGGCAUUUUAAGUGGUGGUACAAAGAAAACCUCAGUGACUAGUCCCGCAGCAACGUCUGUCAGCAACCCCAGAACACCAGCAUUUAGUCGUUCCCGACGGAUUUCCUCUUUGGGAGGUGACGAUCAAAUCUACAAAGAUUUGAACAGUCUGGAUAAUGUUGCAGACGAUGACGACGCAGACAAUGAUGAAGACGAAGAUAUCGAUCAAAUUGACCGCCGUAGACAUCUGAGUUCGACUUCGGCUCUCGGUUUGGAAAAUGCAGGUCACGUGGCACCUUCAGCCACAGCCUACCAACCUUAUGAGUUAUUCUCGGCAUCUAAUCCUGCCCUCACCCACGGUCGGCACCAGGCGGGCUAUGACAUUUUCCCUGGCGCCUAUAAUCACUCCGGUGGUCAGUUCUUCCGGAUGACGAAGCGAACCCAGCUGGUGUUUCCGACAGUCGAAAAAACGGUUUCUUGGGAUGAGUAUGGUGAACGUGUAGAUCCAGCUGUUUACAAAAUGUCUGCUGAGCCAUUUGAUAUGUCGACUGCGGCGGAUAAACGAGUGAAACAGCCUCCAAGAGCAGACAUUUCUCGCUUGCUGACCGAAUCAGCUAUGGAUAUAUCGAAGAGCAAUGAUCUCCCCGGUCAACCGGCACAGUUUGAUAUAGUUUCGGCUAGUCAAGACCAACUGCUUGAUCUUCUCGUCCUCCAGAACUCCGCCUCCCUCAUGUCGGAGACUAACCUGCCGAGUAAUUUUACUACUAAAUGUGUUGUGCAGAAACUGGAAUUGCCCAUCCGUUGUGAGAUCAGCUUUAUCGACUACGAGAGUCGUUCGGAUGGGGAAGCCCUGAAAAAAAUUAUCACUGGUCUGCGGCCGCAAGAGGUAAUCCUGGUCGGUGGAACGAACAAGGCGAUAAACCACAUGGCUGAACACUGUCAGACGGUUUUAAUGCUGAAGAGCGAUCUUAUCCACGUUCCGCAGGGUUUGGACGUCGUAAAUUGCACCAAAGAGGGCGAUAUCUACCAGGUAAAAUACGACAUUGUCUGCUUAUUUUUACUUGCUUCCUUUCGGGUUGCCCUUUUUUCUCCUACUCUUGUUCUUUGA
Dibothriocephalus latus is the source of this 2259-nucleotide messenger RNA. The record is from the annotation of a GenBank genome assembly. NCBI's taxonomy places the organism in Eukaryota, Metazoa, Platyhelminthes, Cestoda, Diphyllobothriidea, Diphyllobothriidae.